This is a messenger RNA of Effrenium voratum, 693 nucleotides long. NCBI's taxonomy places the organism in Eukaryota, Dinophyceae, Suessiales, Symbiodiniaceae. The record is from the annotation of a GenBank genome assembly.
AUGCUUGCAACUUGGCCUACAGCAAGAUUCAGGUGGAGUGCGACGUGUGCCGGGCCUGCUCCAUCCAGGAAGCCGGGUGCGGAGUGCACGGCAUCCGACCCCUUCGACUGCUUGGCCGCGCUGAACAACUUCUUCCGCGCUUGGUCGCCGGAGAAGAAGCACUGGUGCUGCACGAAGCAGGGCAGGGGAUGUGAGGGCUCCAGCCCGCCUGCCGUGGACGCGGGUGCAGGCAUGAUGUGGAAGCACGUGCAGGUGAAUGGCUACUGGACUUGGCAGGCAGUGAGCGCUGGCGGUGCAGCUGUGCAGAGCCUGCCGUACGACUGCCAUGCUGGGCUCCCCAACUGGCACACCGGCUGGUCAGUGGGCAAGAAGGGCUGGUGCUGCAACAACAUGCGCUUAGGCUGCGAUGGGCCAGGAGCCGGAGGAGCCGGAGGAGCCGGAGGAGUCGGAGGAGCCGGAGGAGCCGGAGGAGCAGGAGGAGCAGGAGGUGGCAGCUUUGGUCACCCGCCGCACGCGGCUGGUGGCGGCAUGAUGUGGCACUGGUCCACUUCCGGAGGAGGGCAUUGGGUGCAAGUCCACAUGUCUGGCAACCUUCCCUUUGACUGCUUUGCCGGCCAUUCCAACUGGCAGUCCGGCUGGUCUCCUGCCAAGAAGGACUGGUGCUGCCAUCACAUGGGCAAUUCCUGCGCAUGA